UAGGUAAGCUUUACGUUCAGUCUAUCGACGUUCUCCGCAAACGUACCAUCGUGAAGAACUCUGUACAUUCCAUUUUAUCCUAGCUCAAGAACUAAAAGAUGCCGGUGCGAAUCAAUUGGCCUCUAUUGACGGCGACGGUCUGCCCUAACAUCGGCGGUUGGAUCGGCGGCUACAUCACCCAGAAAAAUAUGAGCUGGUACGAGACGCUGAACAAAUCGAAAAUCAUUCCGCCAAACUGGUUGUUCGCACCUGUAUGGACCACCCUUUACUGUACAAUGGGCUACUCGUCGUACCUGGUGUGGCGAGACGCGGGUGGCCUGCAGGAAGCGGCCGUACCGCUCAGCGUGUACGGUCUUAAUCUUGCCCUCAACUGGUCGUGGUCGCCACUCUUUUUUGGGACUCAUAACAUUAAAUGGGCUCUCUACGAAAUUGUAGCAUUGUCAGCCAGCACGGCGACACUUGGAAUCGCAUUCUACCAGGUCAAUCCUAUCGCCGGCUAUCUUAUCAUUCCCUACUUUGUGUGGACCUCUCUCGCCACAGUGUUCAACUACGUCAUCUAUCGAGAUAAUAAACAGCUCCCGGCUGUCGAGAAGACUGAAGAAAAGAAAAAUUAAAGAACAUAACAUAACAAAAAGAAAAGAGACAGAAAGUCAUAAAUCUUUUUGCUUAGACAAAGCUAGCUUUUUAUGUUGGGAAAACAUAUCUCACGAAAUCGAUGUUGGGGUUGAUUGAUGGGCUCAACGAAUAUUUUGAAUACUAUUGAAUCAACGAUCUAUAUAUAACGAGUAAAUAUCGAAUAUUUGUAUAUGUAUACAAUGAAAAAAUGUUAAGAAAGCGAAGAAAAAUAUCUCUGCAAAAUAUUUCUAUCAAAAUUUAUAUAAUUUUUUUUUAUUUUAUUAAUAUAUCAAAUAAAAUAUUAUUAAUAUAAUAUAAAUUUAUAUUAUUAAUAUAUUAAAUGAAAUACUUGGUGUAUUAAUGUUUCUCUUUCUUUUUUUAUAAAGUCAUUUAAAGAAAGACAUGUGCGAGUUGCUAUUCAAAAUUGAAGAAAAUCUUUCAUCAACAAUCUGUGGAUCAAAAAAGUUUAAUUUAUCGACUCGCUGUUCUUUCUUGAAUCUAGCAUCAAAGAAAAAAAAAAGAGUAAAGGCUAUGAUACAUAAAAAAGUUUUAAUCGCAACUGUAAAACUGUAAGAAAAUCAACUAAUCACAGUCAAACAUUUUUACUACAUUGUGAAAUGCUUGACUGUGAUUGAUCGAUUCGGCCUUACGUUUACGUAAUUAAAAUGUGAUUAAAACUUUUUUACGUGUCCUUGAGAGGCCUUAAGAGACAUGGCCUUAAGAGAGAUAAUCGAGUAUGCCCAUCAUUCACUACUUUACUUUUGUACAAUUGUUAUUAUUGUUUGUUGACUACCGCAGUCAUCGACGAGACGUGCCUUUGCAUUGAACGCACAACGCCAUUAGUAUACACAUGUUUAUUGAUCGAUAUACGAAAUAAAGAUUAGGUCAAUCGAU
This is a messenger RNA of Cataglyphis hispanica, 1509 nucleotides long. RefSeq names its product translocator protein (gene Tspo). The transcript is spliced from 3 exons. NCBI's taxonomy places the organism in Eukaryota, Metazoa, Arthropoda, Insecta, Hymenoptera, Formicidae. Gene Ontology annotation, cellular component: mitochondrial outer membrane. The record is from RefSeq and is a predicted model, not a curated record. Bases 99 to 614 code for a protein of 171 amino acids.